Messenger RNA from Oncorhynchus nerka (sockeye salmon), 870 nucleotides. RefSeq lists its product as uncharacterized. The transcript has 2 exons. NCBI's taxonomy places the organism in Eukaryota, Metazoa, Chordata, Actinopteri, Salmoniformes, Salmonidae. The record is from RefSeq and is a predicted model, not a curated record. The annotation marks the transcript as partial.
AUGGUGUUUGCCAAGAAAUGGUUCCGCUUAGAGCUCAGACUAGGAAAUGAGCUCUUGAACCAAGUGCUCUGCAGUCAACACAAGAAUUCGCCCAGCAGCAGUAGCAGCAGUUCCCCCAGCAGCAGCAGUUCCCCCAGCAGCAGCAGUUCCCCCAGCAGCAGUAGUAGCAGCAGUUCCCCCAGCAGCAGUAGCAGCAGUUCGCCCAGCAGCAGUAGCAGCAGUUCCCCCAGCAGCAGCAGUUACCCCAGCAGCAGCAGUAGCAGCAGUUCCCCCAGCAGCAGUAGCAGCAGUUACCCCAGCAGCAGCAGUAGCAGCAGUUACCCCAGCAGCAGCAGCAGCAGUUCCCCCAGCAGCAGUAGCAGCAGUAGCAACAGUUCCCCCAGCAGCAGUAGCAGCAGUUCGCCCAGCAGCAGUAGCAGCAGUUCCCCCAGCAGCAGUAGCAGCAGUUCGCCCAGCAGCAGCAGCAGCAGUUCCCCCAGCAGCAGCAGUUCCCCCAUCAGCAGCAGUUCCCCCAGCAGCAGUAGUAGCAGCAGUUCCCCCAGCAGCAGCAGUUACCCCAGCAGCAGCAGUAGCAGCAGUUCCCCCAGCAGCAGUAGCAGCAGUUACCCCAGCAGCAGCAGUAGCAGCAGUUACCCCAGCAGCAGCAGCAGCAGUUCCCCCAGCAGCAGUAGCAGCAGUAGCAGCAGUUCCCCCAGCAGCAGUAGCAGCAGUUCCCCCAGCAGCAGUAGCAGCAGUUCCCCCAGCAGCAGUAGCAGCAGUUCCCCCAGCAGCAGUAGCAGCAGUUCCCCCGGCAGCAGCAGUAGCAGUUCCCCCAGCAGCAGCAGUAGCAGUUCCCCCAGCAGCAGCAGUAGCAGUUCCCCCAGCAGUAGC